AGGAAUGAAAGGAGGGAGAGAAGGGGGGGGAGGAAAAUCACGCUAGGGAGGAGGGGAGAGAAGGAGGGAGAGAGGGAGAGAGAGCUUGGAAGGCGAGGGAAGGAAGAUUGGAGCCAGUCACCUCACGCCUUCCUUGACUGCCUGACUGACUGGCUGUCCUGACUGUUUCCUCCUUCUCCUGCUUCUCCUCCUAUUCCUCCUAUUCCUCCCCAUCCUCUUCUUCUUCCUCCUCCUCCUCCUCUUUCUCCUCUUCACGUUGCUGCUGGUGUUGUUAGCGUUGUUACGACUACUACUACUACUACUACUACUACUACUACUACUACUACUACUACUACUGCUGCUGCUGCUGCUGUUGCUGCGUUACCCACUGCAGGCGUUAGAAAGAUGUCAGCCGUAUGGGAAAGGCUACACACCACCCCCACGCUGUCCUCUACCGCCCACACCUUCCCCCUGAGGAAAGGCAUGCCCACGGACAGCCUGGAGUGGACGCUGGGGGCGGAAUAUGACCACGAGAAGGAUCUAUUCAAGGACAAACCUACUAUCCUGCGCCGCGAGGGCCAGGACUGCCGCACGUGCCAGGCGCAGGUGCUGGCCGGCCGCCUCGAGGCAGCGGAGAGGGAGCUGCGGGCGGAGGCGGCAGCGGCGAGGACGGAGGCCGCCGAGCAAUUAGCAAACGCACCGAGUGGAGGCUCCCCGGACACUGCUGCUGGUGGCGGCGUGGGUGAAGCCCCUACUGCCGCCCCUGAGCAGCGCACGCGUCCGGAGGGGGUGACGGGGCCGCGGGUGUGUCGGGUUCGGGCCGGGGACUCCCUUAUCCACCACCUCCAGUACACCCCCCGCGCUACGCACACGCUCACGGUCCCCAAGGCUGCCCAGGGAUACGCCAGGAACCCUACAGGAGCAUUCUUCACCUCAUAAAGCCCUACAACCUAAUCUGAUCUUUGGACACCUCUUAAACCAAAAUCUAAGCCUUGUACACUUAAACCCUGCCUGACCUUUCUUCAUAUCUUAAUCCAACCUAACCACCUCAACCUGUGACCUUCCUCUCUUCUACAGAACAUGGCUUUUCUUCCUUUUUAUACCCAAUGCAACCUUUCCUUGCCUCCUAAACCCUAACCUGAGCUUUCUGUAAUCUCUCAAGAACAGGUCUGAAUACCCUAAGAUAGUACUAAUGCAUUCUCUUCUACGAGCAUGUGUUCCUAUCUGGGCAGUACAACUCUACACACUCUCUAAAUUACUUAAUGUACACUCUUUUCAUGACCCAUAAAUGAAGUUAAUCUAUCAUCUUUUGGGUGCUCAGUCAAUCAUUUCAUAAAGUUUUUGCUCAAGGCACUGCUUAGUCUACUGGCUAUUGAGGUAUGAAGUGCACUAUGCUGCCUAUGCAUAAUACUAUUAGUUAGAGUCAGCUCAUCACAGUAUAGGAAUCACCUCUUGAACCCAAAUCUAGUCCCCUCCAUGUACUGUUAGGCACUAAAUCUAGUCUACGAGCAAACUUUCAAACUCCUUAUUAUGUUGCAUCACACCACUCCACCAAUAUUUAUAGGUACAUAAAGCCUUGCAUAUACUAAUAGCAUUUACCUAUUACGAUGAAACACUUAUCCCGCCCCUAGCUAACCAUUCCUAGUUCUGAGGUCCGUCCCCUAUCCACCAUCCACUAGUCUUAGUCUAACUUAUUGUAGAACAUCAAGUAAAUAAACAUGAGUAAUGACAUCAUUUAUUCAUAUCCAAAUCAUUUAAUGCUACCAUUCUUUGUACAAGACAUAGGCAUAUGUACACAAAAUAACCUGUUGUACUCUCAUACAACAAUAGGUGUCAGGAUUCGCAAACAUGUAAGGGAGGUUCUUCUUAAAUUUAAGUGAGCCUUUCUUUUUAGCGUCCGCCGGGGGUGGGGGGGUUGCCGCGGGCCCCUGAGCGGCGCCUGUUGGGCCAGGUACAGGUACAAUCUUGGUACAGCGCCGCCUGGUAGAUGCUACACCUCUACCGCCCACUACCACUAGCAGAAAAUUGGUGAAAAAAAGAAAAUAAUAAAAGGCAACAGGUCAGCACGGGUCCCGGUUCACCCCCCCGCACUGGACAACUCUUGUAUACGUUAUGCUUAGUCCUAGAACCGUGAACAUCAAGAAAAAACAGGUACUAUUGUGGGAGGAGCAGGAAAAACAGUUCUAAAGAAGGAAUAAGAAGAACCAAGGGACCCCAGAACCCAUCCGAAGACUUCUGAGACGAAAACUUUGAACCAAUAUUUAGGUCGAGUUAAAAAGUCAGAAUCUGAGAAAUAAAAUAAGAAAACUGGUUACAGGGAAAAUAAUGAAAAAGUAUUACAAAACUACACAUGUACUUGAGUCCAACAAAAUUUUGCUUAAUAGAAAACAAGUAAACUUGUAGUAGUAGAGUGCUGGGCCUGGAGCGUCAGAGAAGAGAGAGAAAGACAGAGAACACGAAGAGAACAUCGACUCUACAACACACUAUCAUCGGCAAUGAAAAAAUAGAGUAAAAUAUGUUUCCACAAUAAUAAUAAAUAAUAAUUCAUUUCAGGUAAUAGAACUUCCUUUCGUUUUCUCACAACACUUAUUGGACAUAUUUUUUUUCCUGUAAAAGAUGUUGAUCAAAUGUCACAACAGAGAAACAUGAGUGUGUCCGUUUGUAUGCAAAAGCGAGAAGAGAAAAUAAAAAUAUAAUAUUUUCCCAACAAUCUAUGUACAUAACAUAAAUACAACAAGUGCUAGUGUGAGCGAGAGAGCGAGAGCAAGAGCAAGAGAGCGAAAGCGAGGAAGAGAGAGAGAGAGAGACAGGGCAGAGGUAUCCAAGCCACAAACACUAGAGAUUCAUCAGCCAGCUCAUCGAUGUAUCCGGUAGAUUUUCAAAGAUUUAUAAAUAAUGUACAAUUUCUUAUUUAAAAGUCUUUCGUGAAGUAAAAAUAUAUAACAAAAAAUAAUAUAUAGUAUAUUAUAUUAGGUCUUAAUUUACAUAUAUUUUACAUGAAAACAUUAGUGAAAUUUUCAGCUUGGCGUGUGGUGGAGGUGAUGGUUGGGGUUGUGAAUGUGGUUGUGGUGGUGGUGGUUGUGGUGGUGAUGAGGGUGGAUGUAGUGGAAGGAAAAGGGAGGAAGAGGAGAAGCAAGUGAGAGGAGGGA
Molecule: messenger RNA, 3128 nt
Organism: Eriocheir sinensis (Chinese mitten crab)
Lineage: Eukaryota; Metazoa; Arthropoda; Malacostraca; Decapoda; Varunidae
Exons: 5
Coding region: 385-918 (177 amino acids)
Source: RefSeq, a predicted model, not a curated record